AUGCCCACUAUAGAGAUAAAACUAGCCAUCAUGAAGCAAGAGUCUAUCGUGAAAGCCAUCGCGGCGCCUUUCCGCCACGGCUCUGGCCUUUCACAAACGCGCAAGGCCCAUCCCAGUAACCGCCACGCGGUGAUCCGACGGCGCCCCAAGGCGGGGGCAGGUGAGAUUGGCUGCAGCCCCGCCCGGGCGGACGCGAAGGAAGGAGGCGCCGGUGCCAAUCCACCUCGCGGGCCCAGUCCUCUCCCCCAAACUCGCCGGCGCCAGGGGGACGCAGGACGCUUGAGUCCCUUCGCGCCCCCAGCGCSGUCGGCGCCGCCCCGCCACAGACACGGCCUCAGAGGCCUCAAAGGGGCUGCGGUCCGGGCGGCCACCCGGGGCCACGUAACUCCUUGCUCUGAGCGCCCUCACCUUCGUCCCCAGAAGCCCAGGAUUCCUCUUGGGAAGACGCAGGAGGACGGCGCGGUUGUGAGAGAGGGCGCCAAAGGCGACACGCCGGCGGCCAACUCCAGGCCAAGCCCAGUGCGUCGGCAGAAACUGGCCCUUUCACCCAGCACCGAACACAGAGCUGCCGGAGGAUUUGUGCCUGGAGGACUCAACGCCAGGGCGCCGCCUAGAGGUCGGUCGCGGCCUCKGCCUCACUCGCCCGCCACAACAGAGCUGCUUCCCAAGCCGCAGCCAGAAAUGGCAAAAACAAAACAAAACAAAUUUUAGCUUGGA
Molecule: messenger RNA, 717 nt
Organism: Urocitellus parryii (Arctic ground squirrel)
Lineage: Eukaryota; Metazoa; Chordata; Mammalia; Rodentia; Sciuridae
Source: RefSeq, a predicted model, not a curated record